UCUCCAGCUGUAUAUGGCCAUGCCGGCAGUCUCCAGCGACAUGAACUCGUUCGUUGCGCGACUGGCGACAUUCGACCAGCCGCAACAGCUCACCAAGCGACGCGCCAGCUCUAAUACCAGCAAGAGGAAAGCUGGAAACACAGUCGAGUGGCCUCACGCGAACCCUUCCAAGGAGGCUCUCGCCCGCGCGGGCUUCUUCUACCGCCCCGCCUCCGACUCGAACGAUAACGUCCAAUGCUUCCACUGCACCGUUAAGCUCGAUGGCUGGGAGGAGAGCGACGAUCCCGUCUCGGAACAUCUGGCCCACUCUGCCUACUGCGCUUGGGCGACAGCGAUCAGCGUGACCAGAGACGAAGAUUCCACCCAGGAACCAGAAACACGCGAUCCCCUGAGCGAUGAAUUGUACACAGCACGAAAGCAGACCUUCACAACGGGAAAUGGCUGGCCACACGAGUCCAAGAAAGGGUGGAAGUGCAAAGUGAACAAGCUUGUGGAGGCGGGAUGGUGUUGGGAUCCCAGUCCCGAGGGUGAUGAGCCAGAUGGAGUUACUUGCUUCUACUGUAAUUUGAGUCUGGACGGCUGGGAGCCCAAAGAUGAUCCCUUCGUGGAGCACAAGCGACGAGAGCCGCAAUGUCCAUUCUUCUCGCUACUGGAACAUUAUCAUGGAUCUGCGGAGCCUCCGAAGAAGGGCAGGGCUAAGAGUAAGGCUAGAGGCAGCACCGCAAGCAAGGCUAGUAGAAUGAGCACGCAGAGCGCGAUGACUGCAGCAAGCGAUGCGCAAAGUCUACAUGAUAGUUUUGGAGACAUUCCGAUGAAUAGCAGUCUCGCACAUGUGGAUGAUAGCAUCAUGACAGCAGGCACGACAGCUUCAUCGGCAACUACGACGAAGGGCAAGAAGAAGACGGCCAAGACAAAAGCAGUCGCAAAGAGCAGCAGGAGCAAGAAGAAGGUCACGAAUGGAGAGGAUGUCGAAAUUCAUCAUACUGACCUUGAACAGGAGGUGGAAGUAGAGGCAGAGGCAGCAUCAGCACCGGAAGCAAAGGGGCCAAGUAGAACAGGCCGCGGCUCUAAGCAACCUACGGUCCUCGAUUCUUCUGUGAUUGAGAUCAGCGUAAUCGAUAAACCUCCGCCGAAGAAGGCGAGUCGAACGAGAAAGCCGAAGACGCAACCUGAAUCAGAACCACAACCGGAAAUGGAGCCCAGCAUAGAACACGGAGCAGACGAAGUGCCUCUAAUACCACAGACCCCUGAUGCGGAAGCGGCUGCGCAAGCACGACUCAGCGAAGUGUCUGCACAACUCCAAGACGAGCUUGAGCAAUCUGUCGAUAACUUCGCAGAAGAUCUUGAUCAGUCUACACCUGUGGUGCAAGAGCAAAAUAAAGCUAAGCGUGGUCUCAAACGGAUGUCAAACGGUCUUCGAAAGCAACAAGAUUCUAGUAGCCUUCUCGAAGUAGAUGCGCCCUCAAAACCCGAACCAGCUCCCAAGGUCAAGCGUGGACGGAAGUCAGAACGGACAUCCAUAGCUUCUGUCGACGCCGAGCUGGAAGUCGCACCAGAACCACGGCCGGAAGUCGAAGAUCAAAUAGAGCCCGAUCCUCUACCCACCAGCCAGGAUGCUGAAGCUGACGACGAAAACUCGCAACCCAAGAAAGCACCUGCCAAGAAAGGCCGAGGAAGACCUAAGGGAAAGAAGAACUCUUCCACGCGAGCUUCCAAGGCGACGAGAACGUCCUCAGAACUUGAGCCUGAUGUCGCCGAGGACCUGGCACGAGAUGAACUGGAGAUUGAGCAAGAGCUCGAACGAAUCGCUACCCAACAACUAUCCUCACAACAACAGGCUGAUUCCGCUAUACAGCAUGAGCAAGAUCUUGUCGAUGAGUACGACCCCUCGCCGACCCAAGAACGUCGAAGCAAGGACAACUCCGAACUGCAGCAACUCCGCGAUGAAGUCGCUGCAGAAGCAGAGAAAGCCUUUUCCCCUUCAAGUCGUGUCGAAUUACUUGAACAUUCUUCUCGCAUGCCCGGCGGCUUCACACCUUCUCCAAAUGGUAGUGAUAAGGAGAAUGUCCCUUCAUCAGUCAUGCACCCUGUAACGGCGCAAAGAGCUCCCCAAGUUCUAUUAUCACCCACGAAACCAGUAACAACAACAAGAAUUCCACUAGCUCCAGGUACGCCGAAUCGGUCUCCUAUGAAGAUGUCGAACCCUUCCCCUUCCAAACAAGUCGCUGGAUUACAAUCUCGACAUCCGUGGAAUGCCAUCGACCUCGAUACGGUAUUACUCCCCAGCCCACAACCUAGCCCAGGGCGGGUCGGUGAACAGCUUGUUGCUGCGGCUGGGCAGUUGACGAGUCCGGAGAAGAAGAUGAGUGUGGAAGAGUGGGUUCGGUACCAAGCUGAACAGAGCGAGGUGGAAUUGCGGAGGAAGUGUGAGAGAAUGGUAGAAGCUUUCGAGAAGCAGGGGAUGAGAGCAAUGGAGAGUUUGAUGGGGGUCGAUGUUAUUGGAUAGCAGAUCACUCGCCGAUGUAUUUCGUAGCAACGUUCUGCAUCUAAGAAGAACCGUCUCCAAUCAUAAUCCACAUCAUGAUCAUCAUCAUCAUCUUCAUCCUCAUCAUCAAAAAAACACCAAACACUUCAACUCCAUACUCGCCCUCCCUUCAUCCCCACAAUACUCCUCAUCCUCAAAACACGAAUGGAACACACUCAUCCGAUUCUCAAAUUUCCCCUCUUCAACUCCCUCACUAUCCCACUGCACAAACAUAACAGGCUCCUCUCUCUUCUGAUGUCGCAAAAACACCCAUUCGUGCUGUUCCCCAUAACUCGCCGUAUCCAAC
Molecule: messenger RNA, 2831 nt
Organism: Sphaerulina musiva SO2202
Lineage: Eukaryota; Fungi; Ascomycota; Dothideomycetes; Mycosphaerellales; Mycosphaerellaceae
Product: BIR-domain-containing protein
Exons: 2
Coding region: 14-2506 (830 amino acids)
Source: RefSeq, a predicted model, not a curated record